This is a messenger RNA of Pygoscelis adeliae (Adelie penguin), 4676 nucleotides long. RefSeq names its product EH domain binding protein 1 (gene EHBP1). Bases 267 to 4085 code for a protein of 1272 amino acids. Lineage: Eukaryota; Metazoa; Chordata; Aves; Sphenisciformes; Spheniscidae. The record is from RefSeq and is a predicted model, not a curated record. The transcript has 24 exons. Gene Ontology annotation, molecular function: protein binding.
UUCCAUGAGAGAACUUCCUUUCAAUUACCUGCCUGCUCCUAUUGCAUGCUGCUCCUGGCCAGUGAUGAGCCAUUCAGCUAGACUGGGAUUUACCAUGAAGAAGGGAGAGGCAGAAUAUGAACUGUAGACAUCCCAUCAAGUUCCUUGUGCACUGUUUUUACUGUGUCUGUAUAUAAAUCUGCUAGUAUAGAGCACGCACACACUCUUAAAACUAAGUUGCUUAAAACAGUUGCUACUGUGUAAGAGGACUGGUAUUUCUCACCAUCAUGGCUUCAGUUUGGAAAAGACUGCAGCGUGUUGGGAAACAUGCAUCCAAGUUCCAGUUUGUGGCCUCUUACCAGGAGUUGAUGGUCGAGUGCACCAAAAAAUGGCAGCCAGAUAAACUAGUGGUCGUUUGGACAAGAAGAAGCCGAAGAAAAUCCUCUAAGGCUCAUAGCUGGCAGCCUGGAAUCAAGAACCCAUACCGUGGGGUGGUGGUAUGGCCAGUUCCUGAAAAUGUUGAAAUUACUGUGACGCUCUUUAAGGAUCCCCAUGCUGAAGAGUUUGAAGACAAAGAAUGGACAUUUGUCAUAGAGAAUGAAUCUCCUUCUGGACGCAGAAAAGCGCUUGCCACCAGCAGCAUCAACAUGAAGCAAUAUGCAAGCCCCAUGCCUACACAGACAGAUGUCAAGUUAAAAUUCAAGCCUUUGUCUAAGAAAGUGGUAUCUGCCACCCUACAGUUCUCUUUAUCUUGUAUUUUCCUGAGGGAAGGAAAAGCCACGGAUGAAGACAUGCAAAGCCUGGCUAGUUUGAUGAGUAUGAAACAAGCUGAUAUUGGAAAUCUAGAUGAUUUUGAGGAAGACAAUGAAGAAGAUGAAGAAAACAGAGUGAAUCAAGAGGAAAAGGCUGCAAAAAUUACAGAGCUUAUCAAUAAGCUUAAUUUUCUGGAUGAAGAGGAGCAAGACCUGGCCAACUCUAGUACGAACCCUUUUGGUGAUCCUGACACAGGAGAAUUAAAUCCAUUCGGAGACCCUGAUGUAGAAGAACUGGACACCGAAAUAGCUUCAUCUUCAAAGCCAGAAGAAAGUUUCUAUGCUGACAAUUACAAUCCCUUCAAGGAUGAAGAUGCCCCAGAGUACUUGAACCCAUUUGAAGAGCCAGAUCCUGAGCCUGAAACACUUGUAACUGUAAGAGAUUCUCCUCCGCAACCUGCAAAAAGGAAAAAUGUCAGACCAGUGGAUAUGAGCAAAUACCUCUAUGCAGAUACCUCUAAAGCUGAAGAGGAAGAGCUAGAUGAAUCAAAUCCAUUUUAUGAACCAAAAUCAAGCCCUGCUUUAACUAAAGUUGCUCCACUGCAAGAACCAGAAAAGAAGAUGAAAAGAAAGGCUCCUGAACCACCAAACCUCUUGCCAAAGACAGAGACAGGCAUGAGUGAGAACAUGUCAACUAUUCCUGCAUCGAGGGAGCUUUCUUCUUCUCCUAAGCCAAGCCCAAUACCAAGUCCUGUUUUGGGGAGAAAGCCAAACGCUAGUCAGUCACUGCUUGUGUGGUGCAAAGAAGUUACAAAAAACUAUAGGGGAGUGAAAAUCACCAAUUUUACUACAUCGUGGAGAAACGGUUUAUCCUUUUGUGCAAUAUUACAUCACUUUAGACCAGACCUAAUUGACUACAAGUUCCUGAAUCCUCAAGAUAUUAAAGAGAACAACAAAAAGGCAUAUGAUGGGUUUGCCAGUUUAGGAAUAUCGCGAUUGCUGGAACCUUCUGACAUGGUUUUAUUAGCGAUACCUGACAAACUGACUGUUAUGACCUAUCUCUAUCAAAUAAGGGCACAUUUCUGUGGCCAGGAAUUAAACGUGGUUCAAAUAGAGGAGAACAGUAGUAAAAGCACAUAUAAAGUGGGUAACUAUGAAACGGACACAAACAGUUCUGUCGACCAGGAAAAAUUCUACGCAGAGCUGAACGACCUGAACCGGGAGCCCGAGCUGCAUCCACCGGACAGUGCUUUGGCAGACUUUGCUUCUCAGGACGACUCCGUAUUUGUAAAUGACAGUGGUGUUGGCGAAUCUGAGAGUGAGCAUCAGACUCCUGAUGACCAUUUAAGCCCAAGCACAGCUUCCCCUUCUUCUCGCAGGACUCGAAGUGACACAGAUCCACAAAAAUCCCAGCAGAGCUCUGGAAGGACUUCUGCGUCUGAAGACGUUGGGAAGUGUAGCAGUACAGAUAUAACGCAAGCGCAGCCUACAUUUGGAAGGAAGAAACUGCUGAUAGCUGACACUUUAGACUUGAGUGACUUGGCACAUGUCAGUGAUCAAAAAGAGGAUGUGUCUCCCACGGUUGCUUGUGAAGAUAAUGACAAGAAGAGACACCAGAUCUCAGGCAGUACCAUUGGUUUCUCAGAGCAAGAAAAGCUGGGAUGUAUAGGAUCCACAGAGAGCACAGGAGCAGAUCCUGGUUCACCUGUCACAAAGCCGAGUUUAUCUCCUACUUCUAAGCUUGGAUACUCCUAUAAUAAGGAUACGGAUCUUGCAAAGAAACUGCAUGCUUCUCCGAGGCAAACAGAAUCUGAUUCUGACAAUGAUGCCAGAACGGCUUUAAGUCAUGCAGAUCAAACUGCAAAAACAGCCCAGCAACGAAUGUUGUCAAGACAGGAAGAACUUAAAGAACGAGCAAGAGUUCUGCUUGAGCAAGCAAGAAGAGAUGCAGCUUUAAAGGCAGGGAAUAAGCAGCUAACCAAUACGAUCAUCCCAGCCCGCAAUAACCAGCUGAAUGAUCAGCAAGAUGAAGAGCGGCGGCGGCAGCUGAGGGAGCGAGCUCGUCAGCUAAUAGCAGAAGCUCGAUCUGGAGUGAAGAUGUCAGAACUUCCUAGCUACAGUGAAAUGGCUGCAGAAAAGUUGAAAGAAAGGUCAAAGGCAUCUGGAGAUGAGGAUGAGGAUGAUGAUAAUAUUGAGAUAGAUACUAAUGAGGAGGUUCCUGAAUGCUCUGUUACUGGAGGUGGAGAUGAGCUUACUAACCUAGAAAAUGACCUUGAUUCAACGGCAGAACAAAACAGUAAGUUGGUGGAUUUGAAGCUGAAGAAGCUCCUAGAAGCUCAGCCACAGGUGGCAAAUUCACUCUCCAGUGCUGCUCAGAAAGCUGUAACUGAUAGCUCAGAGCAAGACAUUAAGAAUGGAACAGAGGAACAUCGUGCUGAGCGAUUACAAAAAGCAGCAGAACGGUUUAGAAAUCCCGUUGUGUUCAGCAAGGACUCUACCGUCAGAAAAACUCAGCUCCAGUCUUUCAGUCAAUACGUGGAGAGCAGACCAGAGAUGAAAAGGCAGAGAUCAAUACAGGAAGAUACAAAGAGAGGAAAUGAGGAGAAGGCUGCGAUAACUGAGACUCAGAGGAAGCCAUCAGAAGAUGAAGUGCUUAAUAAAGGGUUCAAAGACACCAGUCAGUAUGUUGUAGGAGAAUUGGCAGCACUAGAGAAUGAGCAAAAGCAAAUUGACACCCGUGCCGCGCUGGUGGAGAAGCGCCUUCGCUAUCUCAUGGACACAGGAAGAAACACAGAAGAAGAAGAAGCUAUGAUGCAGGAAUGGUUCAUGCUGGUUAAUAAGAAGAAUGCCCUAAUAAGACGAAUGAACCAGCUUUCUCUUCUGGAAAAAGAACAUGACCUAGAAAGGUUGAUGACGAGGGGGGGAAGAGAGCGCCUUGCAAAAGGUAGCAGCCUGCUGAUCGCAGAUAAAGGCGGUUUAUUGGCGGCCGGCCUGCCCUGCCUGCACAGGCAGCGUGUGGGCAGCGCUGGCGUCUGGAGGGCAAUAGAGAGCGCGGGGAGAAAGCCCAAAGGACUGCACCCUCUCUCCCCUUCGCCUUCGGGAAGCGCGGCCGGGGAGGAGGAAGAAGAAGAGGAGGAGGAGGAGGAGGACACCGCCGGGCCGGUGGCGAUGGCUUCUCCCGGCGGGUUUUUUUUUUGGGCGAGCGGGGCGGGCGCGCAUCCCGCGGAGUCCCUCACCGCGCCUCCCGCCGCCUCUUUCCGCAGGGCCGAGGAAGAGGACGAGCAUUUGGAGAGGACCCUCGAGCAAAACAAAGGCAAGAUGGCCAAGAAGGAAGAGAAAUGCGUCCUCCAGUGAGCGGCCUUCCCGCAGCGGUGGCGAAAUCGCAGCGCGGCUCUUUCUUACGUUUUUAAAAUGCCGACACGAGACUGGGGGGAAAAAAAAAAAAAGAUGUUUUGAAAAAAAAAAAUUAAACUUUUUUCCAUUUUCUUAGGCCAGAUCUAGGCUGCGCCGGGCCCCGCUGCGUUGUUUUUUGGUUUCCAUUCAAGCGAACUCGCGUUGUACCAUGGUUUCCUUGUGGGCUCAGCUCUCCUGCCGAAAGGGUUUGAAAUGAAACCGCCGAGACCCCGGGCGUGCGGGCGAUGCCGGAGAUGUGCGGAAGGAGCAGAAGAAAUAAAGUCUGUCCUGGUUUCUGUAGCUGGAGGAGGGCUGAGUUUUGAAAUAAAUACGUUUUUGUCGUAAUAGGAUUAGAGAGGGGGAUAUAGGAAAAAAAAAUCAUUGGGAAUGGUUUCAUCUAGUCCUGCCAUAUGUAAUACUUAAUAAGCUACCUACAUUUUAUAGUUAGGUCAGAUCCACCCCAGUUAUUAUUAAAAAUGUGCUGUAUUUACCAGUGUUUUAUUUCAGCGGUUUUACAUUUUCCCGGGAGUAGAGGUGAGCUGCUCCCGUUUA